This is a messenger RNA of Zingiber officinale, 984 nucleotides long. RefSeq lists its product as uncharacterized. NCBI's taxonomy places the organism in Eukaryota, Viridiplantae, Streptophyta, Magnoliopsida, Zingiberales, Zingiberaceae. The coding region runs from base 57 to 605 and encodes 182 amino acids. The transcript has 3 exons. The record is from RefSeq and is a predicted model, not a curated record.
UUUACACGCUAGAUUUGGUCGGAGUCGCGACCCUCGAACUCUCGAAGGUUGAAGUCAUGGCAUCGGUCUCUAGGUUCGCGCCGUCCUCUGUGUCUUUCCUUCUGCCACGCUCUCUCCCCCCUUUUCUGCCCGCGGAAUCCUUCUUCAUCCGACGUCAUCGACUCCUCAGUGUGCGUCCUCGUUCCGACAGCCUCCGAGCUCGCCGCCGGCUUUCGGGUGGCCGCCUCGAAUACUCUCUGGACGAUGAAGAUGAGCAGCCAUCGGAUGGGGAAGGAACCGGAUUUGGACGGGCGGUUGAACUAUUCAAUGGAAGAGAGUACUACCGGUGCCAUGACUUCCUGGAGGAGCUCUGGUACGACGCGGAGGAGCCCAUCCGCACGCUCCUUCAUGGCAUCCUGCAGUGUGCUGUGGGUCUGCAUCAUCUAUUCAACCAGAACCACCGGGGAGCGAUGAUGGAAUUGGGUGAGGGGCUUUGCAAGCUUCGGAAAAUGGAUCUCGAGAAUGGGCCGUUCUUUCAAUUCGAAGAGGAAGUCUCAGCAACCUUGGAGUUCCUAUACCAAACUCAGAAAGAACUCGCUGCUUGUAGGUUUUCAUGUCUGCACUAGUGAAAUUUGCUUACCCAUGGAUGGCUCAGAGAGAUCUUAUCAGUUACUCGGUAGCUUUGCUGCCGGUCAGCAGUUGUACAAAUUGAGUUUAGAUCAACAGGGAGCUGCCUACAUAACUUUCUCCUUUGUCCCGGAGCAGAGCUCAUAUGAGCCUUUAAAAGUGAAGGUUCCUACUCUCCAUGCCACAGAAGACCAUCUCAGGGCAUUUGAACAUCGAUGAUCAAGUGAAGAAUUGUGUUUUUUCUUGAUAGCUAUCAUAAGCUAUAUCUAUGUAAUCACGAACUGAAGCUGUGCACAAGUUGAAAAUUUUAAAGAAUUCUAUAAAUGAAGAAAAAAUCAAAUAAGAUAAAGUAAGUAAAUUAAGGUCAAAUAUAGACUU